AAGCUCGUACCCCUGUGACUUCUGACUGUCUGACUUGGGUUUCAAAGAUUGAUGUACGGUACAGAGUUGUCGAUCGAGAGGGGCGACUGCGACGAUGAAUGUCAGAGCUAGCAUCUCUCUGGUCCACAGUAUUAGCAGUCAGGCACCAACCAAUAAUGGAACCACCUCCUUUAAGCAAGUAGCAUGGGGGAAGUCUGGAGCAUCAGCUCUUUACCGGCAUUCAAGAGCUUCAAUCGCUGUGAUAUCGAGAUCGAACUUGCCUCACAUAGAUCCACUCUCGAAGUUACGCGGCAAAAUUUCCAAAAUGAAACUGAGUGCUGGAGAGAGCCAAACGAAAAUCUGUGCAGAUCAUCGUGAAGCUCGUGCAGAGGUGAUCGCAGAUAAACAUGCCGAUACGAAAGUUCCAGUCUUUGAUAUUUCUGGUCUGGAAGGUGCAGAGAGGAAAUUGAUCAGCCAGCAGAUUGCUGACACUUCUGAAACCUGGGGCAUCUUUCAAAUCGUGAACCAUGGAAUAGACUCAUGCUUGAUGCAAGCUGCCAAAGACGUUUCGAAGGAAUUUUUUUAUCUGCCUGAUGAAGAGAAAAUGAAGAUUAAAGUUGUAGGAAUCGAGGGAUGGAACCACUCCAAGCUAGCUGGAUUCAGCGGGGAGGGCAAGCUGUACAAGCCCGGCACAGUCGAGCACUUGUACCUCGUGCAGAGCCCAGACACGCAGGAGCAUCUGGAACGAUAUCCACGCAAUCCCCCAGCCUACAGAACAACGAUUCUGGAGUAUGCAAAGAAGCUCAAAGUUCUGCAUGAAAAACUCAUCACUGUUCUAUCAGAAAUGUUGGGAUUGAAACCAGACGCGCUAACCUUAGCAAUCACCACUCCCGUGGGGAACGUUACCAUGAGGACGAAUUUCUACGCUUUCAAUGCGGACGGUAAGGGAUCUCCAGGAGUUUGCCACGCUCAUACGGACCCCGGUGGUCUAACUAUUUUGCUUGCAGACGACGUUCCUGGUUUGGAAGUCAACAAGGACGGUCGAUGGGUGCCAGUGAAUCCCAUACCGGGCGCCUUCAUCGUCAACAUCGGUGACGUACUGGAGAUACUUAGCAAUGGCAGAUACAAGAGCGUGGAACACAGGGGGCUGCCGAGCCAAACCGAGGAACGUCUGACUAUGGCCUCAUUUUACGGUGGAUCACAUGAGGUGAUUAUCGGACCGCUGCCAGAGCUUCUUGACGAGAAGCAUCCUCCACGUUACCGGACCUGCUCUUUUGGCGAUUACAUUGCUGACUUCGUCAAGGCCGGCCUCGAUGGCAAGAACGGCCUCGAGAGGAUGAAGCUGUGAAGUCCACUUCGGCAUACAUCGGACUUUGAGAAGCGGUGUUCGUUACUACAAAUUGCGUUAAGCUUGGGCGUCUCACAAGUACCUCUAAGACACUUUUGCAGCUAUCGAGUCCGUAAGUGUACAUAGUCAGAAUGUUGAGAAAGCAUGUGCAUCUGUGGCUUCCACUCACCUCGUGACGAGACUGAGAAUCAGCACUUCAAUUUAUCUGUAACUCAGCCGCUAACUGCAGAGAAGUUCUAAGAACCUGAACGCACUCUUUUCUUCUCUAACCCGCUUCCUCAGAGCUUGUAUAGAUGCGUCGCCAGAUGCAGUGGCACAUGUCCUCAUGCUACCUCUGUUUCAGUGAAGGAGAAUUGUGCGUGUGCGUGUACAGACUCGUCAAUUUCCUGAUGUGAUGCACAGGGGCACGCAAAAUUUCGUAAAUUACUAGCCAAAACUUGAAUGAAGAGCGACGAACUCUUCCGUGUAAAGAGUGCCCGCGAAGUCUCACUAAAUAAAGAGAGUCUGUGUCCACAAGUGAUCCCAACGUCAAACAUUGUAAAUCGACAUCUUUGUGUGAAAGCCUCUGAAAGCAGACAGUGCUGCGACGAAGUAGCAAUA
Messenger RNA from Marchantia polymorpha subsp. ruderalis, 1927 nucleotides. The record is from the annotation of a GenBank genome assembly. Lineage: Eukaryota; Viridiplantae; Streptophyta; Marchantiopsida; Marchantiales; Marchantiaceae.